AUGAUGUCCAUGAACAGCAAGCAGCCGCAUUUUGCCAUGCAUCCCACCCUACCUGAGCACAAAUACCCCUCUCUACACUCCAGCUCGGAAGCAAUAAGAAGAGCAUGUCUACCAACUCCACCGCUGCAGAGCAAUAUCUUUGCCAGCCUCGAUGAGACCCUCCUGGCGCGGGCCGAGGCACUGGCCGCAGUCGACAUCGCCGUCUCGCAGGGCAAGAGCCACCCCUUCAAGCCGGACGCCACCUACCACACCAUGAACAGCGUGCCCUGCACCUCCACCUCUACCGUGCCUCUGGCACACCACCACCACCAUCACCACCACCACCACCAGGCGCUGGAGCCUGGCGACCUCCUCGACCACAUCACCUCCCCCUCCCUGGCGCUCAUGCCCGGCGGAGGCGGCGGCGGAGGCGGUGGCGGCGGCAGCCACGACGGGGCGGCCGGCGGCGGCGGCGGCGGCGGCGGGGCCGGCGGCGGCGGCGGCGGAGGCGGCGGCCUCAUCUCCACCUCGGCCCACCCACACUCGCACAUGCACGGCCUGGGCCAUCUCUCGCACCCGGCCGCCAUGAACAUGCCGUCGGGGCUGCCGCACCCGGGGCUGGUGGCUGCGCACCACGGGGCCGCGGGGCAGGUGGCAUCGGCGGCGGCGGUGGUAGGGGCGGCCGGCUUGGCCUCCAUCUGCGACUCGGACACGGACCCGCGGGAGCUGGAGGCCUUCGCCGAGCGCUUCAAGCAGCGGCGCAUCAAGCUGGGGGUGACCCAGGCCGACGUGGGCUCGGCGCUGGCCAACCUGAAGAUCCCGGGGGUGGGCUCCCUCAGCCAGAGCACCAUCUGCCGCUUCGAGUCCCUCACCCUCUCCCACAACAACAUGAUCGCCCUCAAACCCAUCCUGCAGGCCUGGCUGGAGGAGGCCGAGGGCGCCCAGCGGGAAAAAAUGAACAAGCCCGAGCUCUUCAACGGAGGGGAGAAGAAGCGCAAGCGGACUUCCAUCGCUGCUCCGGAGAAGCGCUCCCUCGAGGCUUACUUCGCCGUCCAGCCCCGGCCCUCCUCCGAGAAGAUCGCUGCCAUCGCCGAGAAAUUGGACCUCAAAAAGAACGUGGUGCGGGUUUGGUUUUGCAACCAGAGACAGAAGCAGAAACGGAUGAAAUUUUCAGCUACUUACUAG
Strigops habroptila (Kakapo) is the source of this 1164-nucleotide messenger RNA. It is a transcript of the gene POU4F1, whose product is annotated as POU class 4 homeobox 1. Gene Ontology annotation, molecular function: RNA polymerase II cis-regulatory region sequence-specific DNA binding; DNA-binding transcription factor activity, RNA polymerase II-specific. The record is from RefSeq and is a predicted model, not a curated record. Gene Ontology annotation, biological process: regulation of transcription by RNA polymerase II. Lineage: Eukaryota; Metazoa; Chordata; Aves; Psittaciformes; Psittacidae.